CGAACGGAUAGUCUUAGGUGGUAUAAGGUGCGCCCGCAGCCGGAGAGAACCGUCAGAAGCGCAGGCGCGGGCGCAGGAGCAGGGCGCAGGUGCAGGAAUACGGCUUCCGCCGCGGAGACUAAAGGUUUUGUGAGGAACACUGGCCCCCUGGUUGAGAAUUUUAAAGUAUUUUCUUAGCUGUGAAUAGGUACGACUCACUCUCACCCUCCUCGCAAAAAUUAUAACCCACAUAACCCGAAGAAAAUGAAGCGGAAGGAACUGGAAAGUUUCUUGCAACAAGUUGAUGGCUUUGAGAAGCCCAAAUUACUUCUGGAACAGUAUCCGACCAGGCCCCACAUUGCAGCAUGUAUGCUAUAUACAAUUCAUAAUACAUAUGAUGACAUUGAAAACAAAGUGGUUGGAGAUCUAGGGUGUGGUUGUGGAAUGCUUAGUAUUGGAACAGCAAUGUUAGGAGCAGGGUUGUGUGUUGGAUUUGAUAUAGAUGAGGAUGCAUUAGAAAUAUUUAGUAGAAAUGUUGCAGAGUUUGAGCUGACAAAUAUUGACAUGAUUCAAUGCAAUGUGUGUUCUUUGUCUGAUACAAUGUUCAAGUCCUUUGAUACUAUAAUCAUGAAUCCUCCCUUUGGAACCAAGCAUAAUAAAGGUAUGGAUAUGUCAUUUUUGAAGAUUGCUUUACAAAUGGCACGAGUAGCUGUAUAUUCUUUACAUAAAUCUUCAACCCGAGAACAUAUUCAAAAGAAAGCAGAUGAAUGGAAAAUUAAGAUGGAUGUUAUAGCAGAACUACGAUAUGACCUACCAGCAUCAUACAGAUUUCAUAAGAAAAAAACAGUGGACAUUGAAGUGGAUUUAAUUCGGUUUUCUUUUAAAGACCCCCACACACAGAGACAAUCUGAAACAGCUUAAAAUUUAUUUAAAAUGAAUAAAAAUUUUUGUAUCAA
Antechinus flavipes (yellow-footed antechinus) is the source of this 935-nucleotide messenger RNA. It is a transcript of the gene METTL5, whose product is annotated as methyltransferase 5, N6-adenosine. Gene Ontology annotation, biological process: rRNA methylation. Gene Ontology annotation, molecular function: rRNA (adenine-N6-)-methyltransferase activity; nucleic acid binding. The transcript is spliced from 7 exons. The record is from RefSeq and is a predicted model, not a curated record. NCBI's taxonomy places the organism in Eukaryota, Metazoa, Chordata, Mammalia, Dasyuromorphia, Dasyuridae. The coding region runs from base 244 to 900 and encodes 218 amino acids.